This is a messenger RNA of Carcharodon carcharias (great white shark), 2561 nucleotides long. Its product is annotated as scaffold attachment factor B1-like. The record is from RefSeq and is a predicted model, not a curated record. Gene Ontology annotation, biological process: regulation of transcription by RNA polymerase II; regulation of mRNA processing. The transcript has 19 exons. Gene Ontology annotation, cellular component: nucleus. Bases 73 to 2358 code for a protein of 761 amino acids. Gene Ontology annotation, molecular function: RNA binding; sequence-specific DNA binding. Lineage: Eukaryota; Metazoa; Chordata; Chondrichthyes; Lamniformes; Lamnidae.
CGCAUUACCGACCGAGUGGCAGGGAGUCCGGGUGCCAUUUUGAAGCUGCUGUUUGUGAGCGGGGAGGCUGCAAUGGCGGACGAGAGCGGGGACGGAGUUUCCGUUAGCGAGGGUGACCUACGCAGGAUCACCGAACUCAGGGUGGUGGAUUUGAAAGCAGAGUUGAAAAAGAGAAAUCUAGAUACCAACGGAAACAAAAGCGUUCUGACGGAGCGUCUCCGGCAGGUAAUACAAGAGGAAGGAGGAAAUCCUGAUGAAAUUUCAGUUGGCUCAGAGACCCCCAGCAGUAGAACAUCAAAGAAAAUGGGCAAAGGAUGCAGAGCUGAGGGUUGUGAGACCGAAGACUAUGCAGAUGAUGAUUUUGGUGGAAAGCAGGAGGAUAUUGAAGCAUAUGCUGACCAGGUACAGGAUACAGAAGAAAUGGGCAUUUCAGAAACAGGACAUGCAGAUGGUGAUGUGGACAAGGGCCACAAGCAAAUUCCAGACUUGACUUCAGUUAAAAAAGUUGAGGAACUGAAAAGGACACCAGAAGAUUCAGCGGAGGGGGAGCCAAUGCAGCUUGCUGAAGAAACUAAAGUGGUACUAGAAGAAUCAGAAAAGGAGAAUGUAGCUGAGAAUUCGGGGGAAACUUGUAGUUCAGUUCCUACAGAGGAGAAGCCCCCUGAAGAUCCACAGCUAUUGAUGCAAUAUAUGAUUGAUAUGGAUGCCUACCAGAAAGAAGAGGAAAAUAGCACUCUAACCAAGGUUCAAGUGGAGGACAAUACGUUGGACGUGGAUAGUGCAGUACAUGUGGAUGGACCCAAGAUGGAGAUGGACUGUCAGCAGCCUACCAAGGAAAAGGUGGACAUUGAGAAGAUGGAUACAACUGACAGUGAGAACAAGAUGGAAAGUUGCCAGCAUGAAGUAGAAAAGACGGAGGCUGAGAGCAUUGAGAAAGAGCCACAGUCUGGACCUGAGGAAUGUACAGACAAUGCAAUGAAACCAGAAGAUGAAGGUUCUGACAAAGCAGCUAAGAAAGAACCUUCGAUUGUAGAGGGCAGUGAUCAGAAGAGCUCAGAGGAUGCAAAAGAUUCCAAGAAUGCAGUAAAUCAGGAGAAAGGGAGAGCUUUGGACACUCCAGGCAAGAACCUUUGGGUGAGUGGCCUGUCCUCGGCUACCAGAGCAACUGACUUGAAGAAUCUCUUCAGUAAAUAUGGCAAGGUUAUUUGUGCCAAAGUGGUAACCGAUGCUCGUAAUCCUGGUGCACGCUGCUACGGGUUCAUAACCAUGUUGACACCCGAGGAGGCAAUGGAAAGCAUCAACUCUCUGAAUCAGUCUGAACUAAAUGGACAAACCAUCACUGUGGAAAUGGCCAAGAGUGAACCUGGCUGUAAGAAGCGCACAGAGCAGAAAGUAGGGAAUGUGAAGAAGGUCUCCAAACAGAGUUCCAGCCGAAGAAGUGCGAAUGAUGGCGAUCAAUCUAGAGACAAAUCAUCUGUGAAUGGAAAAAAGGAUGACAGGAAAGACAACCGAGGAGGCUCCAAAAAAUUGGAGGAGGAUGGGAGGAAAGACAGAAGGAGAGAAAUGGAUGAUGACGGAUACAGAUCACACUCAAGAAGUCGAGGCUCGGUGAGAAGAAGAAGUCGAGAAAGAAGAAGGACAAGGUCCAGGAGUCGUCACAGAAGAUCUCACAGUAGAGAUAGAGGAAGAGACUUCGUAUCCUUUGAUAAACUGAUCGCACUGAGAGAGCGAGAACGCCAUUGGGACUAUAAGAGAGACUUCUGGGAAAUUGAGCGACACAGCAGAGGACGUGAGAUGUGGGAGCGAGAAAGCCGACGGGAACGGGAAGGGAGAGAGAUGCUGGCAAGGGAACGAGACCGACUGCAGAUUGAGAGGAUGCGUCUUGAAAGAGAGAGACUGGAGCGAGAGGCACUGGAAAGAGAAAGAUUGCUUAUAGAAGGGGAGAGGAGGCGAGAACAGGAGCGAAUACGCCGAGAGAAGGAAGAGCUUUUCCGUGAGAUGCGCUAUGAGCAAACUCUGAAAAGGCGUUAUGAUGAUAGCCCUUUGAACCGAGAUUGGAAUACUGAUCGCAGCCGGAAGAUGGAUGGAUUUCAUGAUCGUUCCUGGCAAGGAAGCAUGGAUAGUGGAAUGAUGUCAAGGGAUCAUUGGCAAGGUGGCGAUCGGGGCAUGUCUGGCCCAUCUGGGACAGGUUACAAUAUGCAGAGAGGAGGUGGAGGAGGACUGCAGAAUCAAGGGAACUACAUGCAAGGGGGUUACCAACAAGGCUCCAUGACAUUCGAUAACCGCUCGAACCAAAUGAUGUCAGGACUAAAUAUGUCAGGAGGAAGUGCUUCAGGAGGUUACCAGCGCCCUUACUAAAAUGGUUUCAAUAUCUUCACACGAAGAAAAUGUUUUUAGUAUUUGUUUCAAGAAUCUGUAGUCGACUUUUGUUUAUUGUCUUGAAGUAUUUAAACUGUAUGUUUCAAAGUGACUAGUUCUCACUUUGUAAUUAAUAAUUUGUUUUGUUAGAUGAGUGUGUCUUGACAAAGAAUCGAUAAAUUCAUUUUUGCCUUUUUCUAUCA